GCACUCCUAAACGAAUACUCAGUGAAUUGUUACAUAUAAUUCAUAUAUGCGAAGAUCCGAUUUUAUUGCAAGUUAUGACAUUUAAUGUUAGACGCGUAGAUAUUAUCGUUGAGCAUUUAAAGGAUUUUUUGAUGCAAUCAUUAUGCAAGAACUAUGAAAUAUAUUGUAUGUAUGCAGUGCAGUAUGUAGCAUUUCAUCCAUAACAUAUAUGUGGAUGAUGUUAUUUAAAGUUAUGAUAGACUCAAUAAUAUUUCAUGAAUAUUCAAGCAUAAGAAACAAGAUGGAAAAUUUAAUAAUUAGGAAUGAUGUGAAUCAGUAUUGCGCGAUAUGUAAUCGUAUCUAUCAUAAAGGUACAUUUUUUAGUGACUAAACUAGCCAUAUCUAUCCAAAAUUGACGAUUUAAAUGGUGACUAACCCAGUCAAAAAGAGGGAAGCCUGACAAGCUAUAUUUUAGAAUUGUUGCCUGUGACUAAUGAAGCAAUUUGUUGAGCAGAUAGUUAAAACAGAGUGUUGCUGGUAUACAAAGAUCGGCAACAUUGCAUUGUGAUUAUGACGUAAAAUAUAAAAGAUGAGAAUAUAUAUUAUGAAAUAAAAUAUAUUGUGUUUUUAGCUUUUGUAGAUUUUUCUUUUAUAAAAAUACUGAUUUGAAGACCACUAACAAGCAAAAAAUGACGCUUGACGUUGUUCACCAGCUGUCCAAACUUGAACCACUUCCAGAUUUGUCUGAUAUUUUGUCAGAUGGUUCAGACUAUCUCGACUUCAUACUGGACGAAGAAGAAUGCCGGGAAUCACCGCCAAUAUUUGCGACAGAUAAAAAUGACGAACUCCCGCAAAUUCCGGAAAGUUUCGUGGCAGAACUUCUAUCGCCGCUUUCAGAUGAUAGCAAUACAUUUACGAACAAGUCCGACAGAUUCGAUAUUUUGGAAGAGAUUACAACUGCAAAUUCUCCAGAAUUGCCAAUUGAUGAUGCAAUGACUGCAAGUCCCUUGUUUACUCUGAGGCCUAAGUAUGAAUUACCAUGUGUUCAACGCCAGUCAUUUUUACAAGUGCCGCCCACACGCAUGGAACAAUGUGUCCCAAAUAACAUGGUUCAAGGAGUAUAUCACUUCACUAAUGGUGAUCUAACUCCACCAAUUUCACCAACUGAGGGAUCGAACCCACCAUAUGAAUAUUGCUCUUCAUUACCCAACCACGUACAGGUAAAUGAAAUGUUCAACUCUACUUUCAAUAGACAAAAUGUUGCGUACAACCGUACUCCGAGUGACGUUCCGUCGUUUACAGUCGGUGCUACGUCAAAUGGCAACACAUGCAGCCCAAACAUGCCAAUGAAUUCCGUGACGUCAAAUAUGUCAUCCAGUUUUACAAAGUGUGCUUCCGUAACCACAAAUUUUACUUCCGGAUUUCAAAAUCAAUUUUCACAUACGCAUUGUGACGUUCAACAACUACAUCAACAUUAUUAUGAAAGUCAUCAGUUCAACAACUAUCAACACAAUGGAAUGAUUUUUGAUCCACAACAUGCAGAUGUGUUCACACAAAAGGUUCCAUUUCAAACGCAAUAUUAUAACCAGCAAAAUGGUUUUGAAAAUUUCCCUCCAUAUCUAAAAUCCACAAAAUCUGCAGCCAAAAAGCCACGACGAACUGGAACAAGACGGAAGAAGGCUACAAUUCAUGUUUGUGAACAUGGAGGAUGCGGCAAAACUUAUAAUAAAAGUUCACACUUGAAAGCUCAUAUGAGAACACAUACAGGUGAAAAACCUUACCAAUGUACGUGGGUUGGAUGCGGUUGGAGAUUUGCUCGUUCAGACGAACUCACACGUCAUUUUCGAAAGCACACAGGACAUCGUCCUUUCAAAUGUACUCUUUGUGAAAGAGCUUUCAGUAGAUCAGAUCAUUUGUCUCUUCAUAUGAAACGCCAUACAUGACAGAAAUCAAAUUGUAUUUGAAUGUGAUCGAUAAACUGAUGACGUAAGAUAAAUGAAAUCAAAUCGCUCCGAGGAUCGUGGAGAAAAUGAGAUUCAAACUGAACGAUUGUGUCAACCAACUAAGCCAAGAAGAUUUAUUUGAAUUAUACAAUCAUAUAUUUGUGCCAAUUUAGGAUUUAAAUGCUAUAUGAACAUUUUUUAAAUUGUUAUGCUUUUUUAGUUGCAGUUUUUUAUUUUUUUAUUUUUAUUCUUGGUAAAGUACAACAUUGUAUAACACAGUUCCGUCACGACACCUGAAAAAUGGUGUUAUUUUAAGUUUCUUUAGAAUACGUUUUAUAUUUUUCUCAACAGUUUUUCAUGCGAAAAAUUGAAUUAAACUUGUUUUAAUCAACUAUUUGCAUAAUAGAAAUAUCGUUAUCACUGGUGAUUGAACAAUGAAGCAUUAUUGUCAUUAAUUUUUCACUGUGACGCACUAAUCUAUUUUUGAAAGAAAGUGUAAUCCUUUUCGAACAAAAUAUAUCAAAAGAAAUAAAAUAUGGCCAAA
This is a messenger RNA of Styela clava, 2466 nucleotides long. RefSeq lists its product as uncharacterized. Gene Ontology annotation, biological process: regulation of transcription by RNA polymerase II. NCBI's taxonomy places the organism in Eukaryota, Metazoa, Chordata, Ascidiacea, Stolidobranchia, Styelidae. The record is from RefSeq and is a predicted model, not a curated record. Gene Ontology annotation, molecular function: DNA-binding transcription factor activity, RNA polymerase II-specific; RNA polymerase II cis-regulatory region sequence-specific DNA binding.